AUGGCUCCUAUGGCAAUCAAUGGAACCUACACGGUUGGGUCCGAAAGGACCACUGCAGCUGGUCAUGACAACCACGCCCAUGGUGUUGAUGGCACAAGUCAUGCAGACGGCCAUGGUACAACCACCACAGCUGAGCCCUCGAACGGCCAUGCAUCGCACUUCGGGUCCUCUCCCAGCAGUGCAGUUGAUGAGACCAACAAGAUCAACCGCCCUCUCAACUCUCCCGCCGACCGCGAUGAUCAGCCGAUUGCCAUCUGCGGUAUGGCGUGUCGCCUGCCUGGUGGCCUGCACACGCCUCAGCAGUUGUGGGACUUUCUCCUCGCCAAAGGGGAUGCGCGAACUCGUGUUCCAGAGUCCCGUUACAACGUCGAUGCAUUCUAUGAUCCCUCGGGCAGACCUGGUACGGUCAAAACUGAGUAUGGCUACUUCCUCGACUACGACAUUAGCAAGAGUGAUGGAGCCUUCUCCAGCUUUGUUCGAGGAGCGACUGAAAGAGAGGACCCUCACCAGCGCCAGAUGAGUGAAGUAGCCAGAGAGUGUAUCGAAGAUGCUGGCGAGGCCAAUUAUCGCGGCAAACUCAUCGGAUGCUACGUCGGCAGCUUCGGAGAGGAUUGGUGUGAGAUGUUCGCCAAAGACACUCAGCAACACGGUCUCUACCGAGUUGCCGGCUACGGUGACUUCAUGCUUUCCAACAAUGUCGCCUACGAGAUGGACCUCAAAGGCCCAAGCAUGACCCUUCGAACCGGAUGUUCUGCUGCUCUCGUCGGCCUUCACGAGGCGGUCACUGCCAUACAGAGAGGUGAUUGCACCUCUGCCAUCGUUGGCGGUGUCAACCUCAUUCUGGCGCCUGGUAUGACGCAGGCAAUGACGGAGCAGGGCGUCCUCUCUGCAGAUGGCUCGUGUAAGACUUUCUCAUCGGAGGCAAAUGGCUACGCCCGUGGCGAGGCGGUCUGCGCCGUCUAUCUGAAGCCCCUGGACGCCGCGCUUAGAGAUGGAAACCCUGUACGUGCGGUCAUCAAGGGAACUGCCACAAACUUUGAUGGUCGAACCAACGGUAUCUCGCUUCCUAGCACUGAGGCUCACGAGGCUCUGAUGAGACAAGCUUACGCCCGAGCUGGUAUCACUGACUUUUCGGACACCACAUUCGUCGAGUGCCACGGCACUGGUACUCCUAUUGGUGACCCCAUCGAAGCGGGCGCUGUGGCUCGUGUUUUUGGCGGCUCACAGAAUGGCGUCUAUAUCGGCUCCGUCAAGCCUAAUCUUGGUCACUCCGAGGGAGCUUCUGGUCUGACCUCGCUCAUCAAGACAGUAAUGGCCCUCGAGAACCGAACGAUUCCUCCGAAUAUCAAGUUCACCCCGCUCAACCCCAAUAUCGCGUUCGAGGAACGCAACAUCAAGAUUGCUGCUGAGCCCCUUGCGUGGCCUGAAGAUGGCUACGAGCGAGCUAGUGUCAACUCUUUCGGAAUCGGAGGAACCAACGCUCAUGCUAUCCUCGAAUCAGCCAGGUCACAGGGAAUCGCUGCCACCAAGCCAUCGGUUGACAUCAGUGACCCCCAGUUGCUUCUGUUCUCCGCCAACUCCUCGGAAUCUCUGAAGAAGAUUACGGAAACGUAUCAAUCUUUCGUCCAAAACAACGCUGAGAAGCUCGACCAGAUCGCAUACACGCUGGCGAACGGAAGAGAACACCACUCCUACCGAAGCUUCGCAAUUGCUAGCAAAGGCGGCAGCAUUGCUCCUUCUGUUUCAUCUAGAGCACCGCAACAGGCUCCCAAGAUUGUGAUGGUCUUCACUGGUCAGGGAGCUCAGUGGCCUGCGAUGGGUAGCGAGCUUCUUCUGCAAGACAACUCCGUUUUCCGCUCGACUGUCCGCCGCCUCGAUGGUUACCUACAAGACGCUCUCGGUAGUUCAGAAUUCUCUAUUGAGAAAGAGCUUCUCAAGAGGGGCAAGAGGAGUCGCCUUGAUCUUGCCGAGGUUUCUCAGCCCCUCUGCACCGCGGUCCAGCUUGGCUUGGUCGACAGUCUCGCUUCGGUCGGCGUAAAGCCUGCCGCAGUUGUUGGUCACUCUAGUGGUGAGAUAGCUGCCGCCUAUGCUGCGGGUGCUCUGACGGCUCGAGAUGCUAUCAUCGUGGCUUUCUACCGCGGCUUCGUAGCGAAGCUUCAAAAGAAAGCGGGAGCCAUGGCAGCGAUUGGUCUCGGUUGGGACGAUGUCAAGCCCUACCUUGAGAAUACCACAGCUACUGUGGCAUGUGAGAACUCUCCCAGCAGUGUCACCAUCUCGGGCGACACAGAUGCUGUUGAGAUAGUUGUCAAGAAGAUCAAGGAGUCUCCACCGAACGGACAAGAAGUUCUUGCCCGGCUGCUGAAGGUAGACAAGGCCUACCACUCCCACCACAUGGCCGAGGUUGGCGAGCAGUACAUGGCGCUCUUGAGAGGUGUUCAAAACCAAAGCCCCAACAUAGAUUGCCUUUUCUACAGCAGUGUCGGCGGCGAUCUACUUGAGGAGGGUGAGACACUUGGUCCGCGAUACUGGCAGAGCAACCUCGAAAACCCCGUUCUCUUCGCUACGGCUGUCUCCAAGAUUCUCCAAAACAAGGACCUUGGCAAGCCAGCAUUCCUGGAAGUUGGUCCCCAUGCUGCUAUGGGCGGUCCUCUGCGCCAAAUCAUGGCAAAGAAUAAUGUUUCUCAUCCGUACAUCUCUUCCAUGAUGCGCAAUCAGGACUGCGUCGAAAGCUAUCUCUCCGCCAUCGGAAAGCUGCACCAACUCAACGUGGCCAUUGAUUUCAAGAAAUUGAUGCCAAGGGAAACGACACCGACCUAUCUCCCCGACCUGCCGAGGUACGCCUGGGAUCAUGAGGAGAGCUACUGGUAUGAAUCCCGGUUGUCCAAGGAGUGGCGUCACCGGAAGUUCCCAUACCAUGAGCUUUUGGGUGUGCGAAUUGCCGAAAGCACUGAUAUUGAACCUUCGUGGCGUAAUGUGUUUCAUCUCGAGCAUUCGGCAUGGAUCCGGGACCACGUUAUCGUCGAGGACAUCGUGUUCCCUUUCGCGGGCUACAUCGCCAUGGCUGCUGAAGCAGUACGACAGGUCACUGGCGUUGACGAUGGCUAUGCUCUCCGCCAUGUUGUUGUCAGCACUGCCCUGGUAGUCACUGAUGACAAGCCCGUUGAACUCAUUACGACUAUGCGUCCUCACCGUCUGACGGAUACCCUCGACGCACAGUGGUGGGAGUUCACCAUCUCGUCUCACAACGGCUCGGCCUGGACCAAGCAUUGCGUUGGGCAAGUCAAAGCUCUCGAGCGCAAUGGCCGCGACGUUGCUGGGGAGUUUCCCAACAUGGCACGGAGUGUGGGGUCUCGCAAGGCGUACAAUAUGAUGCAACAGGCUGGUCUUUGCUACGGGCCCAACUUCCAAGCUUUGCAAGACAUCAAGACGGGUACUGUUGACCCGACUGCGGCAGCGAAGGUUUACCGGCCCAAGUUCUGUGCCGAGACCCCCAGCAAAAUGGCGAGAUACCAUCUUCACCCGAUCCUCGUCGAUGCCUGUCUGCAGAUUCUCAGUCUAGCCGCCACCAAGGGGUACACCAAGAAGCAUGGCAUGGUGAUUCCUACUCUGAUUGAGGAGAUCAAGGUGUACCGAACCGAGACCGACAUCGAUAUCUCUUCUUCAGCUAGCGUUAAUGGCGUUGGCGCCAUCGUCGGGCGCGCUGAUUGUGUCGACUCUGCUGGCGAGACCGUUCUGCAGAUGAAAGGUGCCUGCCUGUCUCCUCUUCCUGGCCAAGAGACUUCCACGGAUGCCAAGGACACGCAUCCUACCGCCAGAUAUCAAUGGACUCCUCACAUCGAGUUUCAAGAUGAAGCCACUCUCGUCAAGCGUUCUGAGGCGGACGACAAACGUGCAGCUUACAUGACUGUUCUGGACGAGAUUACUUGGACCUGCUUGAACUACAUUCAAGCACAGCUUCAAGGCCUCCAAACUCCGGUUCCACAUUUGAAGUUGUACCUCGACUGGGUCAAUGAUCAGAUCUCAAGUGGUCCGCGGGCGGAGAGCGAGGACUUAUUGAAGGUCAUCACCGACAAGGCUCUCGCUUUGGAGAAUACCCCGGCUUCUGGUGUAGCUUCUGCCAUCGUCAAAGUAGCCAGCCGUAUCACCACCAUCUUCCAAGGUCAGGACAAUCCUCUGGGUCUGCUGAUUGAGGACAACAGCCUCAGUCACGUCAACUCACUACGGGACUUGGCUUUCGACUUUGCCCCUCUGGUCAGGCAGAUCUCACACAGCAAGCCCAAUUUGAAGAUCCUGGAACUCGGCGGUGACACGGGUGACCAUACUGCAGACAUUUUGAAGACUCUGGCGCUCGAAGAUGGACGCGUAAUGUACUCCAGCUACACAUUCAGCGACUCCUCGUCCGGCAUGGUGAACGCAGCCAAGGAGCAGUUCAAGCUCACGCCCAACAUGCAGUUCGCGACACUGGAUAUCAGCCGCGAUCUGGUGGAACAGAACUUCGGCGACGAGCAGUACGACGUCAUUAUUGCAACAAAUGUGCUGCACGCGUCGUCUGCCCUGACUGAUGCGCUUUCCAAUGUUCGCAAGUUGCUUCGCCCAAGCGGUCGUCUUCUUCUCACGGAACUGUUCUCCAGUUCGAAGUGGAUCAACCUGGUCUUGGGCGUCCUUCCAUGGUGGUGGAGCGCUCAGAAGGAUGGCCGAGUCAACGAGCCCUAUGCAGACACCGAACACUGGGAGUCCGCACUUAGAAAGGCUGGUCUUGGUACAUCAGCUAUUCUGUCUGACUCUGAGCAGGAGUCCCUGCGUCGUAACAACUUCAUGGUGGUGAAGCCCAUUGACGACAAGGGCAUCGAGGUCGCUGCGGCGGUCAACAACGUCACACUGUUGGAGAUCGCGAGAAGCGACAAAUCUGACCCGCUCACCUUGGCUCUUGAUGCUUCUGGGUACAAGGUCACUCGACGUAUUUUGGGAGAUGAGGUUCCUCCAGGUGAAGAUGUCAUUGCUGUUCUCGACCUGCACUCGCCUUCAAGUUUCUUCAACAACCUCGACCAGCAUCGAUACGACGCUUUCAAGAAGCUUGUGGACACACUUAACACGAGCGGAUCGCGGCUGCUCUGGGUCACUUCUUUGUGCCAAAUGGCUUGCGAAGACCCUUCAUACAGCCAGGUCCUCGGGACCGCUCGUACUCUGAGAUCCGAGCUGUCGGUUCGCUUCGCCACUUGCGAAGUUGACAACUUUGAAGCUUCUACAGGCCGUAUCGCAGAAGUCUUUGAGAAGUUCCAGAGUGACUGUGUCAAUGAGGACGAGGAACUUGAUCCCGACUAUGAGUACUCAAUCGUCGGCAAUGUCGUCCAUGUUGGACGUUUCGCGCCAUUCCCAUUGGAGGAUGAGCUCCUUGCAGCCGAUGACUCCGGUCGCGUGGUAUUGGAGACCAAGAAGCCGGGCAUUUUGGCUGCGCUCACUUGGGUUCGCCGAGAAGCUCAGAAACUCGAGCGUGAUCUAGUGGAAGUCCAGACGUAUUCCGCAGGUCUCAACUUCAGAGAUGUCCUCAGCGCCAAUGGUAUUGUUGAGAUUCCAGAAGAAGGGUUUGGGCUUGAAGCUGCAGGCAUCGUCUCCGCAAUUGGUCCUGAAGUCAAAGAUCUUCAAGUUGGAGAUCGCGUUUUCCUUUUCAGCCGCGGGUCUUUCUCAACCUCUGUCACUAUUCCCGAGAAUCUCUGCCAGAAGAUUCCGGAUGAUCUGUCUCUUGAAGAUGCUGCGACAAUGCCUUGUGUGUACGCCACCGCUAUGUACGCACUCUUCAACAUCGGACGACUUCAGCGUGGACAAUCUGUCCUCAUUCAUAGCGCCUGCGGUGGAGUCGGUAUCGCUGCCAUUCAGCUUGCACGCAUGGCUGGUGCCGACAUCUAUGUCACAGUCGGCAAUGACGAGAAGGUCAAGUACCUGACAGAGACUUUCGACAUGCCUCGAGACCGGAUCUUCAACUCCCGCGACACCUCCUUUGUUGAAGGAAUUAGCAAUGCCACCCAGGGCAAGGGAAUCGACGUUGUGCUUAACUCGCUCUCUGGCGAUCUUCUGCACGCUACAUGGCGAUGCGUUGCUGAGUUCGGUACGAUGGUAGAGAUCGGAAAGAGAGAUCUCCUUGGCUGUGGAAAGCUUGAUAUGGAUGUUUUCCUCGCCAAUAGGUCUUACUGCUGUGUUGAUCUCGAUCAGAUCUGCUUCAAGAGGCAAGCCCUCUGCAAGGAGCUUCUGAAGUCCGUCGUUGAGGCCUACGAGGCUGGCCACAUUCUCCCCAUUCGACCUAUUGAGAUUUUCAGUGCAUCCAAGAUUAGGGAGGCUUUCCGCUACAUGCAACAGGGCUUGCACAUGGGGAAAAUCGUCAUCUCCAUUCGCAACUCAUCCAAUGCCUCUCUCAACAUGGACACCAGCACUGUCACGAGGAGAACAUCUGCCAAACUCGACGAGUCAGCAUCGUAUCUCUUGGUGGGUGGUCUGGGAGGUCUCGGUCGCGCCGUUUCCCGCUGGAUGGUGGAGCACAACGCACGACACCUGGUGUACCUCUCUCGAAGUGCCGGCAGCAACGAUGAGGAUAAGCACUUCAUUCGGGAACUGGAAAGCAUGGGUGGAAAGGUUACCCUGGUCAAGGGCAGCGUCGUUUCCGCCGAGGAUGUUGAAAGAGCAGUCAGGCAUGCGCCGAAUCUGAAGGGCAUUCUGCAAAUGUCAAUGGUUUUGCGGGACCAGGCAUGGGAUAAGAUGACUCUUGAUGAGUGGACACAAGCAGCAUCACCGAAGGUCGAGGGAACUUGGAACCUGCACAACGCUACGGAGGGCAUUGACCUCGACUUUUUCGUUCUCUUCUCGUCAAUCUCCGGUGUCAUCGGUCAGCCAGGCCAAGCCAAUUAUGCCGCCGCCAACACCUUCCUGGAUGCGUUCGCUCAAUUCCGCUCAAGCAAGGGUCUUCCCGUGGUCUCUAUUGACGUUGGGGCAGUCGAUGAUAUCGGUGUCAUUUCCAACAACGAGAAUCUCCGGAGGGCCAUGCUCACAACUGGCGCCUACAUGAUCAAAGAAACGGAGCUUUUGGAAGCUGUCGGUGCAGCUAUGAUCAUGUGCCGAAGCUCAUCGAUAAACAGAAACUUCGUCCUUGGUCUGGCGUCCACGAUACCUCUGAACAGCCCCAACAACCGCGCCCUGUGGAAGAAAGACAUGCGGAUGGCGGCUUAUCGCAACAUCAGCGGCGACGGCGAUGGCGGAGCAGGUGCUGGCAGUGACACGAUGAAGGCACUUCUGGCGACGAUUCGGCACGACGAGGCGGCUCUCAAGGAUCCGGAUACCGCUAAAACUCUGGCACAUGAAAUUGGUCGCAAGUUAUUCAGUCUGGUCCUUCGUAGUGACGAUGAGAUUCAGACAUCAGCCUCGCUGGCUGACUUGGGCAUGGAUUCUUUGGUCGCUAUUGAGAUGAGGUCUUGGUGGAGAGCUACAUUCGGAUUCAACAUCAGCAUGUUGGAGCUUCUGGGCAUGGGCAAUUUGGAUGCUUUGGGCGAGCAUGCCGCUGAUGGCUUAUUGAAGGCGCUGAAGGGUGAGAUUUGA
Colletotrichum gloeosporioides is the source of this 7581-nucleotide messenger RNA. RefSeq names its product Highly reducing polyketide synthase FUM1. The coding region runs from base 1 to 7581 and encodes 2526 amino acids. Gene Ontology annotation, biological process: secondary metabolite biosynthetic process; fatty acid biosynthetic process. The transcript is spliced from 7 exons. The record is from RefSeq and is a predicted model, not a curated record. Lineage: Eukaryota; Fungi; Ascomycota; Sordariomycetes; Glomerellales; Glomerellaceae. Gene Ontology annotation, molecular function: oxidoreductase activity; fatty acid synthase activity; phosphopantetheine binding.